AUGGAACACAAGAAAAGUCUUGUCGAUAUUGCUAGCGAGGAAACAAAUGUUCUCGGGUUUCUUGGGCCUGUCGAAUACAAAUACGAUGAAGAAUUCAUUGUGACAAUAGAAUCAUAUCCAAUUUCCAAUUUGCCGAAUGAUCUUGCGCAAUGGACUUUUAACCUUGUGAAACGAAAUGUCAGAGAGUUCUACAAAAAAUCAAAUGACGGAUGGAAUCCACGCGAGAAACUGGACGAAAUGCGUGAACCUCAUGCUCGUUACUUGAUUGCGCGUCGUAAAAAUGAUAAUACUAAGGAACAAGAUGCUAGUAAAGGACAACAACAGGAUUGUGAACAAAAAUUACGCAAAGAUGAACAUGCAAGAGGAAAAGGACUUGGGACCUUUCUCAUGCGAACGAUGGAAGAUCUGGGCAGACGAUGGAAAAUGAAGAAAAGUAUGUUGACGAUAUUUAAAGCAAAUACGAAAGCCUUGAAUUUCUAUUACAAACAUCUCGGAUACGAAAUUGACGGGAUCUCUCCGAGUUUAUAUUUAGAUCCAAAAGAGGCAGAGGAAUACGAUUAUGAGAUAUUGAGUAAAGAUUUAUGA
Messenger RNA from Ambispora leptoticha, 585 nucleotides. The record is from the annotation of a GenBank genome assembly. Lineage: Eukaryota; Fungi; Glomeromycota; Glomeromycetes; Archaeosporales; Ambisporaceae.